Molecule: messenger RNA, 714 nt
Organism: Budorcas taxicolor (takin)
Lineage: Eukaryota; Metazoa; Chordata; Mammalia; Artiodactyla; Bovidae
Gene: TSPAN8
Product: tetraspanin 8
Exons: 8
Coding region: 1-714 (237 amino acids)
Cellular component (GO): membrane
Source: RefSeq, a predicted model, not a curated record
AUGGCAGGUGUAAACAUCUGUAUAAAAUGUUCUAUGUUUAUCUUCAACUUUGUGUUCUGGCUAUGUGGUGCCAUUAUCCUUUCCGUAGCUAUUUCAAUACGAGCAGGGAAAAUUGGUCAAGAGAUUCUCACUCCUGGGGAUGCUAACCUAAGCCCUUUUAUUGCUGUGAAUAUAUUAAUUUUUGUGGGUGCUGUCAUCAUGAUUCUGGGUUUCCUGGGAUGCUGUGGUGCCAUGAAAGAAAACCAGUUCAUGAUGAUUUUGUUUUUCAUAGGACUGCUUAUGAUCCUACUCCUGCAGGUGGCGGCAGGUAUCCUAGCAACUGCUAGGAAAUCUAAGACUGAACAAGCUCUGAAUAAGACUCUCCUGAUGAAUGCACGUCUUUUGAGUUCAACAAAUGAAAAUGAAAGAGUAUUCCAGAAAGCCUUUUCUGAACUUCAAGAAGAGUUAAAAUGUUGUGGUUUGGUCAAUGGAGCUUCUGAUUGGGGAAGUAAUUUUCAGCACUACUACAAGACAUGUGAAUGUCCAAGGGAAUCAGAUUCUUGUAUAAAGUAUAGUGGAAAAACUAUUUACAAACAGUCAUGCUUUGCCUCGAUAAGCCACAUGUUUUCAAAACGCCUUUUCAUAGUUAUGGCACUAGCAUUUGGACUGGCGGCUAUUGAGGUACUUGGUCUGAUAUUUUCUAUUGUCCUGUACUGCCAAAUGAGAAAGAAAUAA